GCUUUGCCGGAGUUGAGAAAUGUUAGCGCCCCCUACAACGUGUUUCUAGAAACAACAUGGAGUCCAAAGAUGAAGAAUCUUCUAAUGCAGACGAAAUUUUAGGAAAUACCUCUGCUAAAGACGAUAAGACAGAUCUGACCGAGCAUGCAGACGACCCGGAGCUUGAUGACCUCUUAGACAGUGCACUGAAAGACUUUGAGAAGGCCUCUCAGGCUGUAUCUUCACAGGGAAGUAAAUCUAAACCAUCCACAGGUCACAGAGACAAGCCCCCAGAUGGAGCUGCUGCAGCAGCAGCAUUGUCAGAGGAAGCCAUGAUGAAUGAAGUGUUUGCCAGUGAAUUUGCUGAACAAGCAUCUAAACAGUUUGAUGAUGCCAUGAAAAAUUUAUUAGGAGACGAUCCAGAAUUAGUAGAACAGAUGCACAAACUAGCAUAUGCUGCUGAGAAAGCAGGUGAUGGCCAAGAAAAACAACAAGAAUUUGAGCAAACUCUAGCUGAAACAUUAGGGAGCCUAGCCCAGAAUACACAGGAAUUACAGGAUCACUUUCCAGAGGAGGAUCUAUUAGGGGCCUUGUCACACAUGAGUAUGCAGGAUAUCGAAGAAGGCAACCUAGAUUUCCUGCCUAUGAUGCAGGGGAUGAUGCAAAGCUUGUUAUCUAAAGAAGUUUUAUAUCCAUCAUUAAAAGAAAUAUCUGAUAAGUAUCCACAGUGGCUGGAAGAACACAAGGACACGUUAGAGAAAUCACAGUAUGACCAGUAUGAGAGACAAAAUGAGCUAAUGACCAGGAUAUGUGGUCACUUUGAGGAGGAGAAGAAGGAAGACAGUCCUGAGGUCAAACGACAGAGAUUCGAAAAAAUCAUAGAACUUAUGCAAAAGAUGCAAGAGUGUGGUCAACCCCCAUCAGAUUUGGUUGGAGAGAUGCCACCUGGUUUAGAGUUUGAUGCACAGGGAAAUCCCAAGAUGCCUGGUGCUCAAGAUGGUUGUACAGUCAUGUGAUGCCUUAACAUGAAAUGAUAAUGCAUUUCCAGCUAUCUUUCAAUUUUGGC
Lingula anatina is the source of this 1045-nucleotide messenger RNA. Its product is annotated as peroxisomal biogenesis factor 19. Gene Ontology annotation, cellular component: peroxisome; peroxisomal membrane. The record is from RefSeq and is a predicted model, not a curated record. Gene Ontology annotation, biological process: protein import into peroxisome membrane. Lineage: Eukaryota; Metazoa; Brachiopoda; Lingulata; Lingulida; Lingulidae.